Camelina sativa (false flax) is the source of this 606-nucleotide messenger RNA. RefSeq lists its product as uncharacterized. The record is from RefSeq and is a predicted model, not a curated record. Lineage: Eukaryota; Viridiplantae; Streptophyta; Magnoliopsida; Brassicales; Brassicaceae.
GGCCUCAAAGCAUCCCCAAAAGACCACAUUUUGUCUCCAUCAUUAACUUAUAAUAACAGCAAAUCACAACACACAACCAAACCCACAUCAUAGAAUCAUAAAUCAGAAUCUCUCCAUUCAUCAAAGAAUCCUAAAAAUGGUUAGAGAAAGAAGAAAGACGGAGAAAGUAGAAGAGAAGCAAGAACAAGAUAUUGUAGAUCAAGAAGAGAAGGUGAAGCCAAGGCAAAGAAGCGUGAGCAGAAGAAACAUGCAAUCUUUGGUGAUCGGGCUCGUUGGAGCUGCGUUGACUCUUGGUGCUUAUUCUCAGACGUAUGUUGAUCCUGGCAAAUCUCUUGGUGCUGGCCUCUUCGUCCUCUUCUUUGGUUUGCUUGUCAGCGAAGGUUUCAUCUCUCUUUGAAAACAAUGUUUCGAUAUCAGCAAAUCAUUUUUUUUGGGUUUAUGUAUGUUGCAAAAAUACAUAUCUAUGAGCAUCUCGUUUCAUUUUUAUUUUGUUUCAAUUGUUGGGAUCUUGUACUUUUUAAUUAAUGUGACGAACCCCAGAUUGCUUUUUACGAUCUUUUUUUUUUGUCUUGUAAUUAAGAAUAUAUAUGUUUUGAUCUUUGAGAA